UAUCAGGGGCUUGCACAGUGUCCCAUUCAGAAGCCAUAACAGUCACUAGUUGUUAGCAGUUGUUCUGAAACCCCCAGACAUCUGAGACUUCAAAGAAAGAACAUACAAACACAAAUAGCUCUCUUAUUGACACUCCACGAGUAUUUAAAACAUUCCUCACAGGCCAUUCCCAGGGACACUCCAGUCACACCUAUAGCAGUGCUAAAUCAACCACAAAGAAGACAAAAAAGGCUGUAACUGUUAGGAAUAAGAGUUCAGAAUAACAAAAACAAAUAGGCUCAUGGAUUUGAGGAAUAUUUCUGAAGAUUUGAUAAUUUGACUAUAAUGAGGGGGAGACGGGGACACUGGGAGGAAAGGGAAGAAACCACAUCUGUGGAAGAAUUAAAUUGCCAGUGCAGGACCCAGAGACAGACAGAACUGCUCUCUAGUGACACGAAUUCCUUUGCAAGGUACAAGAACUAUAUACAUUAACCAUUCUGUUCUUCUUAGACUUGUGGUUAUACAAGGGUAUGUAAGGCAGAAGGUCACAUUCAUCAUACCAUGCGGCCCUAGCACUGUUCCAUACUGACACGCAUCAGAUGAACGUAUAUAACAACCAGAAACAUCAGUGUAACCUUACAACCAUCCUCCAUUUAUGUUUCCAUCAAAGCAGAGAGAAAUUUGGCGUCCUGAUUGCAAGUGCCCUUUAUGCCAGCCCUCACCGUGGUGCAUCCAGGAGCAGUGGGUAGGUAACAGCUUCUGAAGGCCGUGGUGGUUUAUUUUUCCCUGAGAACAAAAGUAUCUAUCCCCAGUACAUGAAAACCCUAUUGAUGUAACAGAAAAAAAAAAUAAAAUUAAAUUAAAGGAGAAAUGAAAAAUGUAAAGUGAAGCUCCCAGACAGGAAGGCUAUUGCAGCAGCGACAGCCCCUGAGCUGCGAAGUGGCAUGGCCAGCUAACAGAUGGAGAUGUUCACAAGCAGCUCAACCAGAUCUUGUGAAAUGUGUAGGUCUCGCUUAGCCCUGCAGGCAAUUGGAGAUGAGACCUCUGCUUUCAGCGUGGUGUUUCCUUCCAAAAAUACGGACCAGUAGAUGCUGCGGUAGCUGUGGCUCCCUGUGACUGAUGGGACAGCUUGCUGCCAGCCCACGGUAUGAGCACCCUGGGUCGUGAAGCUCCUGCUGGCUCCUUGUUCCCUCUGGAAAUAAUUCCCUGUUUCAGUAGGGAAGGUAGCUAAUGGAAAUAUCUAACCCUAGAGGGAAAGCUCUGGAGAAAGGUGCGCCUUGUUGCCAUUUGGCUUGGUUUAAAUCUCAGGCAAUGCCAUCUUCCUACCUAGCAAAGCCCUUCAAGUCUUUUCAGCCUCUAGAUCUUCCACAUUCCUCUUCAAUAGGAGAAAUCGGGGGUGAGUUUUUAGCAGGAAGCUCGCAGCCCAGCUCUUCACCGUGCCGUGCUCCCCCAUGGGUUGCUUGAGGCUUGCCCUGCUGCUUUAAUUCAAGUUUCCUCUGUUUGGCAUCCUAAGUGUUGAGCACACCAGUUCAUACCAUUAUAACCUUGUGAUUGCCUUUAAGGUUAUUGGGUUUUUUGAUGGGGAAGAGUUUCAGGGGAGCUGGCUGCACUGUCUCAAGGUAAGCUCAUGGUUUCUGUAUUUACACAGAUUUUGUUUUGGUAGCUAAAAGGAAAAAAAAAAAGUAAAACAAACAAACAAACAAACAAAAGCCCUUCCCUAUCCCUUCUUCUGGAUAUUUUUUCUUCUAUAUUUCUUAUUUUCUUCUGGAUAUUAUUAGAGUCUGGUGCUGGAAACCCUUAUGAGACUGUUCUAACUUUCACCCUAUUAAAUAGCAAUUGAAAUGAAAUCAAAGGAUUUGAUAUUUUAUUUAUUUCUUCCUAACUGGUAAAAAACUAACACUAUGUUCUUACUGAGAGUCUGGCACCCUGAAGAGCAUCAUUUCCAGCUGGAAGGCCGCUCCUCUGCCCAUGCACUGUGGUUUGCCUGCCCCCAGCUCUUCCAAGGGUGUUGGAGGAGUUUGUAUGCCCCUGUGGGGACAGUGCCCUUCCUUCUGCCUGUAACCCUUCCCCAAAUCUGCCCAUUGGGUCAGAAAAAAGGGGAUGGAGACCCUCCAGGGACCCUCAACCCAGGAAUGUAUACAUUCAGGCUAAUGUUAUUCUGUAGAAAUGGAUAAGUAUUGUGAAAGUCCUUGCAUGGUUACUCGUGACCUGCAGUGGCUUGAUUUACUAAGACAAAGAUCAAAUAUUUCAAUAUAAUUAAUUGUAAUUAGCACUCAGUGGCUUUAGGAGUUCAUUUCCAGCCCCAGUGAUCAAUCAGCAGUCACCGGGACUCAGCGGGGCUGCCACAAGACGUCCUUUGAAGCCUUUCCAAGCGACAGCUCCAACCCCCUUGCACAGACCGUACAGUAAUGGCCUUCUCUUUUCAGUGUGGGCGAUACGCUUUGUUUGAAGGAGCUCCUCUGCCAUGCUUUUUGUGGGAUUUUUCAUGGAAAAACGCUCCGCAGCACAUUCAGGGAGGAGGCCUACAGGCGCUGUCUUUCACAGUGAAAUUUCUGGAGGGUGGCUGGGAAUUUUUUCUUCCCUUUUUCACAUCCCUCUGUGGGUUGCAUGCCGACACAGGUGAACUGCAGAUCUCACUGCCAACAGCUGAAAACGCUUGGUGGUUGGUGCUUCCAGCAGCUCAGAAAGGAGCUCCAUUGGUGAUGGAGGCCCAUGAGGUGGUGGAGGAGGUCCAGAGAAGUAGCCCGGUACUUCAUCCCCACAGCCUUGCCUGUGGUUGCCCCAAAAAGCCUGGCCAAAGGAGGUUGAAUCUUUGCUGUGGAGUCUACAUCAGCUCAGAAGCCAUGCAAAAUCUGCAGUAUGCACCAGAUCAGAGACAACUUCUGCAUAUAUGCCCUUCACUUCUGUUCCCAGCACCAGGGCCACGUGUGGAAGUCUUGGUGAAAUCGCUGCGGCUGCCUUUAAGAGCCAUAAACUCCCUUCCACCAGAGCAGAAAGCGGCUGUUUGUAUUUCCCUGUAUUGCAGCAGUGCUUCUGCGAAAUUUUGGGUGUUUUUUCCCUCCAGCAGACCCAAAGGAAAUGUGCCACUUUGGGAGCGGCUGAGGCAGGUGCCCUUCUUCUGCAGGAAAACUAAAGGGGUCCCCUCACAUUGAUGGUCAGAUCUUUAUGAAAACUGCUUCAGUACCAGAUGUCACAACUGCAUUAACGUGUCAAUGUAUUUAUCAGAGCUUGGGCAAAACCACUUAUAUGUUGCUUGGAAGUCUUUCACAAAGAUCUCAUUGGUGAUAACCUGGACACCAGCAUGCAGGCGUUUCGGG
Messenger RNA from Anas platyrhynchos (mallard), 3296 nucleotides. RefSeq lists its product as uncharacterized. NCBI's taxonomy places the organism in Eukaryota, Metazoa, Chordata, Aves, Anseriformes, Anatidae. The record is from RefSeq and is a predicted model, not a curated record.